This is a messenger RNA of Laetiporus sulphureus 93-53, 1047 nucleotides long. RefSeq lists its product as uncharacterized. Gene Ontology annotation, molecular function: ATP binding. Bases 1 to 1047 code for a protein of 348 amino acids. The transcript is spliced from 2 exons. NCBI's taxonomy places the organism in Eukaryota, Fungi, Basidiomycota, Agaricomycetes, Polyporales, Laetiporaceae. The record is from RefSeq and is a predicted model, not a curated record.
AUGCACAAGAAGGGAGGCAAGGGGCCCGCCGCAAACGCGAAAUCUCCAUUUGGUCAUUUGUCGAAAUUGGAGGAGUUCAUCCCUGAGGAGUACUUUCCCGACAUCCUCCUUGUACACGACGCGGACGGACUGACGCCAGGAGUCAUACGAGACACCAAGAGAGGCUCCUCGAAGCCCUUCGAUGCGCCAUCCGUAAGAUACAAGCGUGUCUGGCCUACCGAGUCCUCAGAACUGUUCAAGGAGGCCAAAUACGACGACAACAUAAUCCAUCCCCUACCGGAGGCCGAGAAGCCGCGUACCGCCCAUCUAUAUCUCUCUGCGCAGUGUGUGAUAGGCAAAGGAAACCAUUCGUUGGUCUAUCGCGCCGCCCUCCGUCUCCCCCCUCCAUUGAAGGCUAUUGGGCCUUUCGGCCAGGUGACCACUGCAGCCAAGCUGGCGAUUCCUGAGCAGUCCGCGCGCGAUAUGCUGAAGACAGAGGCAGAUAUUUAUAACAAGUUUCCGAGGCAUCUCAUGGAACAUUGGAGUGGGUACAACCUCAUCGCACCUCACAACUUCCCCGUCCCUGUUCAUGCUGUCGUGCCCAAGUUCUACGGAUACUAUGUGCCUGAGGAGGACACCCCCGCUUCGGAUGUGUCUGGGUUGAGCCCGAUCUUGCUAAUCGAGGAAUGUGGUGAGCCUAUCGAUCCGAAGGAGCUCAGUCUUGACGAACAGUCCCAAUGUUACACGCACAUCUUGCGCCUCCAUCUGGAAGAGUUCAUACAAAACUCAGUGUUCACGCGUAACAUCCUGAUACAGCCGGGCCCCCUCGACGUUGCACCACACUUCCGCUCUCGCGAACAUCCCAGCUUCCGCAUUAUAGACUUUGGCCGUUGCGAGCAGGUAGAUGACUGGUUCAAACAUCGUUACGGGAAAGAUCCAUCCGAGAUCAAAUGCACUGACGAGAAUGAGGAGGAGGUGAGAGGAAUGUACCGCCCAUGGGUGUUGAAAAAGUCAUUUCAGGAAGCUGUAGCAAGGGAACAACUCGGUGUGGACCUCAUGGAUGCAUAG